This is a messenger RNA of Myxocyprinus asiaticus (Chinese sucker), 2519 nucleotides long. RefSeq names its product putative defense protein 3. Lineage: Eukaryota; Metazoa; Chordata; Actinopteri; Cypriniformes; Catostomidae. Bases 1529 to 2125 code for a protein of 198 amino acids. The record is from RefSeq and is a predicted model, not a curated record. Gene Ontology annotation, molecular function: oxidoreductase activity, acting on metal ions. The transcript is spliced from 10 exons.
CAUACAGGUCAAAUAAGAAAACACAAGUGAGGUAUUGAGACAAGAGGUGGCUGGUGAAGAUUGUUUCUGAGUUUAACACUAUUUUCAAUCUUAUGAGGAGUGAGACGACAUGUGAAAGUCCAGCACAGACAUAGGAAGGGCAAGAAGGUGAAGAGGGGCUUUUGGAUGAAAGACAGAUUCGGGUCAGUGAAAUGGAAGAACUGGACAUGUUGAGGGAGGUUUUGGACCCUGAACCCAGCGCAGCUCCGUCAGUGCCGCAAACAGCUGAAACACAAACGUCUGAACCACUUAAAAAAAAGAAUAAGGAAAUCAACCUCAAUAAGUUCUCACCAAAGAGGCCAAGGUCAUCAAAAUGCUCUUUGCGCCAACAGUGGUUGAAGAAGAGCAUGAUGAACAGACCAACAUUAUCAAGGAGGCUUUCGCUGGAGAUGAUGUCAUAUCUGAUUUCCUAAAAGAGAAAAGGAAACAGGAAGAGGUGGGACGACCUAAAAUUGUGGACCUGACACUGCCUGGCUGGGGAGAGUGGGGGGGGUGUUGGUGUCAGACCCUCAUGCCAGAAACGCAAAAGAUUUAGGAUGAAAAUGGCCCCUCCGCCUCCAAGACAAGACCAGAAACUACCUGAUGUUAUCAUAUCAGAGAAGAGAAAUGCAUCAGUUUCUGCCCAUCAGACUGAGUGCCCGGUGCUGUACAUCAGUCAGAUGCUCUCUACAAGAGAGGCGAAGUACAGCACCAUUGAGGUCUGGCCAUCAAGUGGGCAGUCCUCACCCUUCGGUAUUACCUCCUGGGAUGGGCUUUCACCAUCUGUUCAGACCACACCCAGCUCCAAUGGCUCCAUUUAAAAGACGCGUUAGUGUGUGUGUGUGUGGCGGAAAGCCCAAUUUUACCUUUAUUUUAGUCUCCUUGUGUUUGCUGUCCAGUACCAGUUCUUCUUGUUUCCAGUCUUGUGUGCUUAUAUGUUUCCAGUUGGAAAUCUGUGAUUUUUAGUGUAUGCAUGAAGUGUCUAAAUGCUUUUGGGGCCUUUCUAAGUCUGUACAUUUUCUGAAUAAUAAAGUCUUGAACAUAAGUUUUAGCAAUUGAAGUAUUUCAGAAAUAAAAUUACAUGGCUGCCUAAAAAAAAAAAAAAAAUAAAUCUUUGCAAAACAUCCCUUUCUUAAAUGCCACCACCCAACUAUUACUACAAUACAGUGAGUGAUACAGCACAAGUCUAGGAAGGAAAAUUGAGAACAUUUAGAGUUUUCAUGCUUAUUUCCUUCAUGAGAGAGGAGGUAUUUGUUUCACCAUCCAGAUCAAUGGCAUAUUCCAGAAAAACAGCCUUUUUUUUUUUGGGGGGAAUAUCAUCUCACCUGACACCAUGUGAAUCUUUCAUGCAGAGGAGGGGCAAUGUGGCGUGUUGACACGAAUCAACCAUUUUCAUGCCACUGUGACUCAGCAACAUUGCCUUUUAAAAGUCGUUUGUCCAGCACAGGUUUUUAAAUUACUUUGUGCUGGACGUUCUGAAAAUAAGCUGUUGAAAAGGCCCAUUUCAGGAAUGAUGGAUGCAAUGAUUUUAGGGGUUGUCCUACUACAGGUUUUAAACUGUGCUUUGAGCUAUCCAAAUGGAGCACCAACUUCAGCAUGUGUGGAUAUGAUGCCGAGACAUGUAGGGGCACAACCGCAGCCAAGCCCUGCUCCUUACACUAUACAGACCAGCAGCAGCACCUUUCAGACUGGCAAACCUGUUACAGUUGCAAUCAAAGGACCAGACUAUCGUGGUGUGCUCCUCGAGGCUCGGUCUGGAUCAGAUGUAAAUGCAAUAGGAACCUGGCAGACACCUCCAUCCAACACAAAGUUCUUAGAGUGUGCAGGAAACCAACAAGGUGCCAUCACCCAUGCCAACACCACCAUAAAAAACAACUCCACCAUUUAUACCUGGAUUCCACCAGCUCCAGAGAAAAACAUCUACUUUAUGGCCACUGUAGCCCAACAGCGCACUGUGUACUGGUUAAAUGUGAAGUCAUCGACUCUGACCCAAAGUGAUGGAGGAGGAACAAUAGUACUACUAAACGAUAGAGCUGAAACGGUCACACCUGCCGUGAUGCUACUACUUGCCGUCCUGUUGGCAAAUGUUCAAUAUCUAGUUGAAUAAGAAUCCUGAUCUUCUAGUUGAAGAAGAUCCAGACUGAGUAAAGGAUACUAGCUCAGUUACUCAGUAUAAAAUAUUAAGUCAGCAUUAAAUAUUAAGACAUACCUUUUAUUUGUGUGAUUGUUAUGUAACUGAUACUUCAUGCACAGUCUUUAACUGAUCCUGCCUCAUUUUAAUUCAUGUUUAAUAAUGAAAAAGAAAUAGAAUUAACCUGUACUAUAAUUUUCUUUUGCAACUUGAAUUUGAAUUCACUACUUUAAUUUCACAAAUAAAAUGUUUAGCACCAUCAAAUGGGGAAAUCCAGUUUGAGACCCUCAGAGUACAAAAGACAAUACUAUAGGUUACUAAAUUUGUGGUCUUCAGCUAAUUGGUCUAAAAUUUCCUUGCUUCAAUUGAA